ACCCGGACGGCGCGCGGGCUGCGGGCUGCGGGCAGCGGGCAGGGAGGGCGGCCGGCGGGCAGCGGCCCCGGCCCCGCCGCGCGCACCGCCAUGGUGGGCCGGCUGAGUCUGCAGGAUGUGCCGGAGCUCGUGGACACGAAGAAGAAGGGCGACGGCGUCCUGGACAGUCCGGACUCGGGGCUGCCCCCCAGCCCCAGCCCCAGCCACUGGGCGCUCGCGGCGGCGGGGGGCGGCGGCGGCGCCGGGGGGGAGCGCGCGCCCGCCCCCGGGGCGCUGGAGCCCGACGCGGCGACAACCCCCGCGGCCCCGGCUCCGGCUUCCCUCCCCAACCCCCUGGCCUCCGGCUGCUCGCCCAGGUUAUGCCCACUGUCCUUUGGCGAAGGAGUGGAGUUUGACCCCUUACCACCGAUGGAAGUAAGGUACACGUCCUCGGUCAAGUACGACUCUGAGCGGCACUUCAUUGACGACGUCCACCUGCCGCUGGGCCUGGCCGUGGCCUCCUGCAGCCAGACCAUCACCUGCAUCCCCAGGUGCACGUGGCGCAACUACAAGGCCGAGGUGCACUUCGAGCCCCGGCACAAGCCCAGCCGGUUCCUCAGCACCACCAUCGUUUACCCCAAGUACCCCAAGACCGUCUACACCACCACCCUGGAUUACAACUGCCGCAAGACCCUGAGGAGGUUCCUGUCCAGCGUGGAGCUGGAAGCCGCGGAGUUCGCGGGCGGCGACUACCUGUCGGAUGAGAGCUGACUGGGGCAGGCUGGGGGCUGGACCGGCCGUCCCGUCCUGGUCGGCUUGGGCCAGGCUGCCCUUGCUGGUCAUGCCAGCCCCGGGAGCGUCUGACCCAGAGAUUCGUCUAAGCCCAGAAGAAAAAACAUCACAGUAUCUUCCAAUGAGAAAGAGAUUUUGGUUUUUACCUUUUUUUUUUUUUUUCCCUUCAAAUUUUGUUAUUUUUGUUUGUUUGUUUCGGCCGCCCCGUGGCAUAUGGAGUUCCCGGGCCAGGGAUCAGAUCUGAGCCACAGUUGUGACCUACACGGCAGCUGGGGCAACGCCAGAUCCUUAACCCACUCUGCCGGGCUGGGGGGUCAAAUCUGCAUCCCAGUGCUCAGAGCAGCACCGAUCCGCUGCACCACAGCGGGAGCUCUCGCAUUGUUUUUCGAAGGGGUGUGUUUCCUCGUCUGCUGCUACAUAGCUUUCCCAGAGUCCCAAUUUCAUGAGGAAGUAAAAGGAUAGCUAGAGCCAAAGGAAAAGGGCCCCGAUUUGAAAUACGGAGGUGGGGGAGCCCUUCCGUUGGUCAGUUUGUCUGAGGAAGAGCGUGGAACAAAAUCUCUGAGAUGGAAAAAGUGAAUUUGAAGAAAUUUCAGCCCCGGGUGUCCUCACUGCUGCGAGAGUGGUGCUAAUUCAGUGAGCUGUGACACCCAUAUGGGUUCAAUCUGCAGAGAAUUGAGUUCCAUUCUGUUUCUUUUCUUUUUCUUUUUUAUUUCCAUUUGGAUUUCCUGUUAACCGAAACGCUUGGAAUUCUCUAAAUCUUUUUUGCGAUAUCAAAAAACCCCAAACCAUAAUAUAUGAAGGCUUUCCAAAAAAAAAAAGGAAAAAAAGAAAAAAGAAAAGGUUCCCCCUGACCUCACAGCUACACAGGGAUCAGGUCAACUGAUGGCCGGGUUUGGGGGUGGUGGCCUGGUUCCAGUUCCUUCCUCGGGUGGGUCCCAAGCACAGGCCCUGGCGAAGCGCCUUGAACCCUUGGCAUCUGGUAAUGUCUCCACAGGCUUGUGUAACUCUCCUGAUAUGUAUUUUGGGGUUUCCAAAUUCUUUCCUAUUUUUUUUCAUGAGGCGAAACAGAGCCGAGGGCCCCCUGGCCAGAAAGGGCCUAUUUUGAAAGACUGCUUAGGGAAAACCACAUGCUGGGGGGGACCCCACCAGGGGGUGUCCCUCACGGUGGGAGCCGCUGGCCACACCCCGGGACUGGACACCCUCUGGGAGGAGGCGGCUGUAGGUGUUGCUGGUGAUCUGGUUCAUCGAGGUGGGUGUCCUUCCAGCGCCCUUGGGCCAGCGCUGCCGAGGAAUUCUGCUGGCGCCUGAGGUCUAAGGACCUCUGCCCCCCGCCCCCAGCCCAGGUGAUGCAACGGUGCAUUCAGCAGAGGGAGUGUUGCACAUCAAACCCCGAAGCCUGGGCGCCGUGGUGUCUGUGCGCGGCUCGGCGUUGGGGUUUGUGUAAGUGUUGGUGUUGGCUGGGUCCAGAAGCGAGUCUGUGAAUCCUGCAGAAGCCGGGAUGCAGGCUGGGCCCGGCCUUCAGCCUCCUGCCUGCCCCACCUCCCCCGGCCCGUUCUUCCUCCUGCCCAUCCCCGUGGGUUUUGAGUAAAGCCAAGUGGCGGGUGGCUUUUGCUCCUCUGAUGUUGGAAAGAACAGGCCGUGGCUGUUCCCUUUGGAUCCAUCCACAUUGUGACAAGGGCUUGGGGCUCGCCGAGUCCGGAAGCUCCGACAUACGCUGUGUCUCUGGGCUUCUGCUGACGGCUCCCAUCGGUCCUGCAGGCAGACUUGAUAGCUCGGUGGGUACCCUGGAGCCACGGCAGGCGGGAACUUUUGUUCUGAGGAGACCAGGUGUGAUGGUGACACCUGUCGUUUAGCGUCAUCAGAGGCCUGCGGGCCAAGUCGUCUGCUGUCCUCUUCAGAUUUAAUAGUGUUCAGUCCGUCCUGCACCUGCUCAGAAGCAUCCCUUCAGUGGAUCCUGCAAGCGGCUCCGUGGUCCCGUUUGUUAGGGUGAAGCUCAACAGGGACCCCUCGAGGGGGCACCCCAGGACCCCAGAGUCGCCUGUCAUCAUGAAGAGCAGCAGACGCCUCCUGUGUUAAGAAAAGAAAAUUGCACAGGCAUUAUUGAUGAAUGUGGACUUUUCUGAUUUCAUCAUCUUGUCAUUUAAGAUGAAUGGUAAAUGUAAUAUUUAUGGUAAGAGAUGGAGUUCCCUGGUGGCUCAGUGGGUUAAGGACUGAGUCACUGCAGUCACAGCUGUGGCUUGGGUUCAGUCUCUGGCCUGGAAACUUCUAAAUGCUGCGGGUGAGGCCCCAAACAAAACAAAACUAUGGUAAGAGAAUUCUCAAGGUUUUGCUUUGGCUUGCGGGGGGGGCACUGGAUGAGCUCAGAGCAGUGUUGUGAGUGGCACGGCCCCCACGAGGGGGGAGACGAGGGUGGGAGAACAUGGCCUUGGAACACAGCCCACUGGAUAUGCACAGAUGAGAUUUUUGGAUAUGAAAUGUAUCAGUAAAGUAAGUCGUGAGCGAUUGCAGGUGUGUCAUGUGAGUGGAAGAGCAGAUUUUGUUAAGUUAUUCACUAGGGACUUGAUUGUAGUUCGUUCCAAUCCUUUUUCUCCAAGUCUGCUUUGCUGAAAGUGCAGGAAAGGGUGUGUGUGAAGACACAAAGGGACAGGGCAGGUGGAUGGAGUGACGUCCAUCAGUGGUGGAGUCGUAUUGGUUUGCAAGGUGGAAGCAGUGAUUUUUUUUUUAAAGACCCCACCAAUUAAAUACAAACAUUCCUAAGCGUGUCUGGGAACUACCGUUUACUUAUGAAUUAAAAAGUCUUUUUUCUCAGACUCUUAAAUUAUGUCAUUUAUGUAAUAAGGAUGAUUUGUUUUUCAGAGAAAAUUCUCUUUUGAAAUCACAGAUCUUUUAAAAAGAAUCAGUAUUCCAUUUGAUACUUGUCCUGUUUCUAACCUUAGGAAUAGUAUUUGAUGAAAAUGACUUUUUAAAUUUAUCUUUGGCAACUGUCCCCCUCCAUUUUGCUUUAUGACUUCUUCAUUUAAUAAUAAAUUAUCUUUUAAAAAAA
Sus scrofa (pig) is the source of this 3814-nucleotide messenger RNA. It is a transcript of the gene RFLNB, whose product is annotated as refilin B. Gene Ontology annotation, molecular function: filamin binding. Lineage: Eukaryota; Metazoa; Chordata; Mammalia; Artiodactyla; Suidae. Gene Ontology annotation, biological process: actin filament bundle organization; negative regulation of bone mineralization involved in bone maturation; skeletal system morphogenesis. The record is from RefSeq and is a predicted model, not a curated record. Gene Ontology annotation, cellular component: actin filament bundle.